AAAAAAACCCACAGAAAAACAGAAACCACCCCCACUGGAAGACCAGGGAUGCCGUGCAGGAGCUUCCACCUGGACUUUUGAGGUGGUGCAGAUGUGUCCAGCGUCUCUGAGAGCACAGAAGGGGGUGCAGACCGAGCACUGAGAGGAGCGAGGCUCAGACAGGCCUGUGCCAGCCUCCUGGGUUCCAGGAGCGAAUUGCAAACCCACCAGGAAAAUGAGUGAAGAGACGGUCCCCGAGGCUGCCUCCCCUCCGCCCCCCCAGGGGCAGCAUUACUUUGACCGCUUCUCUGAAGAUGACCCCGAGUACCUGCGCCUUCGCAACCGCGCAGCGGACCUGCGGCAGGACUUCAACCUGAUGGAGCAGAAGAAGCGCGUCACCAUGAUCCUGCAGAGCCCCUCUUUCAGGGAGGAGCUGGAAGGCCUCAUCCAGGAGCAGAUGAAGAAGGGGAACAACUCCUCCAACAUCUGGGCCCUGCGGCAGAUCGCGGACUUCAUGGCCAGCACCUCCCACGCAGUCUUCCCAACAUCUUCCAUGAACUUCUCCAUGAUGACACCUAUCAAUGACCUCCACACUGCUGACUCCCUGAACCUGGCCAAGGGGGAGCGGCUCAUGCGAUGCAAGAUCAGCAGCGUCUACCGGCUCCUGGACCUCUAUGGCUGGGCCCAACUGAGUGACACCUAUGUCACGUUGAGAGUCAGUAAGGAGCAAGACCACUUCCUGAUUAGCCCUAAGGGAGUUUCUUGCAGUGAAGUCACGGCAUCCAGCCUGAUCAAGGUGAACGUCCUGGGAGAGGUGGUGGAGAAGGGCAGCAGCUGCUUUCCAGUGGACACCACAGGCUUCUGUCUGCACUCUGCCAUCUACGCCGCCAGACCAGACGUGCGCUGCAUCAUCCACCUGCACACGCCGGCCACGGCAGCGGUGUCAGCCAUGAAGUGUGGCCUCCUGCCUGUCUCCCACAAUUCCUUGCUGGUGGGGGACAUGGCCUACUAUGACUUCAAUGGGGAAAUGGAGCAGGAAGCUGAUCGGAUCAACCUGCAGAAGUGCCUUGGACCCACCUGCAAGAUCCUGGUGCUAAGAAACCAUGGAGUGGUUGCUCUAGGUGACACUGUAGAGGAGGCGUUUUAUAAGAUCUUCCACCUGCAGGCUGCGUGUGAGAUACAGGUGUCGGCUCUGUCCAGUGCUGGGGGUGUGGAGAACCUCAUCCUCCUGGAGCAGGAGAAGCACCGGCCCCAUGAGGUGGGCUCCGUGCAGUGGGCCGGGAGCACCUUCGGGCCCAUGCAGAAGAGCCGGCUGGGGGAGCAUGAGUUUGAGGCCCUCAUGAGGAUGCUGGACAACCUGGGCUAUAGAACAGGCUACACAUACCGCCACCCCUUUGUCCAAGAGAAAACCAAACACAAAAGUGAGGUGGAGAUUCCAGCCACGGUCACAGCCUUCGUGUUUGAGGAGGACGGCACCCCAGUCCCCACCCUGCGACAGCACGCCCAGAAGCAGCAGAAGGAGAAGACACGCUGGCUGAACACGCCCAACACCUACCUGCGGGUCAAUGUGGCCGACGAGGUCCAGAGAAGCAUGGGCAGCCCCCGGCCCAAGACCACAUGGAUGAAAGCUGACGAGGUGGAGAAGUCCAGCAGUGGCAUGCCCAUAAGGAUCGAAAACCCAAACCAAUUUGUGCCUCUCUACACCGACCCCCAGGAAGUGCUGGAAAUGAGGAACAAGAUUCGAGAACAAAACAGACAGGAUGUGAAGUCGGCGGGGCCUCAGUCCCAGCUCCUGGCGAGUGUCAUCGCUGAGAAGAGCCGGAGCCCGUCUACAGAGAGCCAGCUGAUGUCCAAGGGUGACGAGGAUACCAAAGACGAUUCAGAGGAGACAGUGCCCAACCCCUUCAGCCAACUCACUGACCAGGAGCUGGAGGAGUACAAGAAAGAGGUGGAGAGGAAGAAACUAGAACUUGAAGGAGAGAAGGAACCCGCCACAGAAGAGCCUAGCUCACCUGUGAAGUCAGCAGCUGCUUCUCCAGCACAGAGCCCAGUGAAGGCAGAGACAAAGAGCCCUGUGGUCUCUCCUUCCAAGUCUUCAGAGGAAGAUGCUAAGAAGACAGAAACAAGCAAAGCCACCACAGAGCCGGAAACAACUCAGCCAGAAGGGGUGGUGGUCAACGGGAGGGAGGAGGAGCAGACCGCAGAGGACAUCCUCAGCAAGGGCUUGAGCCAGAUGACCACCGGUGCUGACACGGAUGUCGAUACCUCCAAGGACAAAACUGAGUCAGUCACCAGCGGCCCCAUGUCCCCAGAGGGCUCACCUUCCAAGUCUCCCUCAAAGAAGAAAAAGAAAUUCAGAACCCCCUCCUUCCUGAAAAAGAGCAAAAAGAAGGAGAAAGUGGAGUCCUGAUUCAUGGCACCCUUGGGCUCCCUUUUGUCUCCUCUCCUCCCUUUCCCUUCUCCCAUCUCUGUCCCUGGAAGCACAGGGCCAAGGAGAGAUAGAAUAGGACCCUGGAUCACACUUGGAGGGGGAACUUCGAGAUGGCCUGACCACCCUCUCAUUUUACAAUUGCCCCAGAGAAAUCAGAUGACUUGCUCGAGGUCACACAGCUAGUUAGUGGCAAAGCCUGUACUAGAAUUCAGGUCUCCUGAUCCCAGUCCAGUGCUCUUGCCCCUACACAACACUGCCUAGUUGUGGGCUGCCUGUGUUAGGAUAUUGCCCACCAAUCUGAGCCCAAGGCAAGAAGGCCAGAGAUGGGCCACAAGCUCUCACAGGCUCAGACUAAGUCGACAGGUCGAGGCUUCCUCUGAGUAAGGUCCAUUUCUUGGUGGGAAUCCAACCUCCUGCUGAUGGAGCUAUCUCUCUUCUCUUUUCCAUUUUGGGUCCCUGCCCUGCUGCUCAAAGUAACCAGAUAAAUUGACCCAUCCCCUCCAAUAGAAGUUAAUCUUUGUUCCCAAGGGCUGAUGGCUUAACUUGCGCUUUCCCAAACACUAACCCUGAGCUUUCUUCAUGGAACCUCUUGAAUGAUGGAUGGAAGAGUUGUCAGAGUUGGCAGACAUGAGGGCAAGCCAACGAAGCCUGAGAAUUGGGGAUGUCUUAAUCAAUAUAAGAAGCCAGGAACUUGACCCAUAUAAAGUGUACAUCUCAGGCGCUUCAAAACUAAAACCAAAUUUAACAUAGAAAGAAGUUGUCUCAUGCUCAGGGUGGAAAUUUGGGGAAGUUUAAGUACUCUGUUGGCCUUGGGUUUACAAGGAGGAUUAAAACAACACAGGAAAUGCUCUGCUUUUCUAGCUUUGCAUGACACCCGAAGCAAUGCAGCAGUACCUGCCUUACUCCUGUCCUCCAGUCAGGGUCUUCUGACCUUUCCUCAAACCCAGAAGCACUUGCUCACAGACCAGAACUGGAAUCUUACUCUUGGCGCCUUGACCUUGUCUCCUUUGGGGAUCCAACUCUGAGUCACCCUGGGUCCAGAGGAAGAGCCCUUCAGGAUUAAUCUUCUUGGACCAGGUCUCAGGAAAAUGCUUGAGUGUCCCCAGUUCUGUCACUGUUUGUCCAUCCUGGGGCCUGGUAGUGUCCACAGCUAUUGUUUUAAAUGCCAACACUGUCUUUUCAUAUUCUUCCAUGGGGCAUUGAUUAAUGAACAUUGCUUGGGUCCUAAAAAUUAGACAAUCCAUUCUCUU
Messenger RNA from Galeopterus variegatus (Sunda flying lemur), 3660 nucleotides. RefSeq names its product adducin 2 (beta) (gene ADD2). The record is from RefSeq and is a predicted model, not a curated record. The transcript is spliced from 16 exons. Bases 215 to 2389 code for a protein of 724 amino acids. Gene Ontology annotation, molecular function: actin filament binding. Lineage: Eukaryota; Metazoa; Chordata; Mammalia; Dermoptera; Cynocephalidae. Gene Ontology annotation, cellular component: postsynaptic density; plasma membrane; cytoskeleton. Gene Ontology annotation, biological process: barbed-end actin filament capping.